AUGAUCGGUCGAGUGAUGCGCAACGUGCUCUUAAUCUUCCGUUUACUGUUCAAACUCUUGACGUUUUUGCGACUGAAUUGGAUCGCAAAGUUUCUCAGACUUCUCUUGUUCUCCGCGCUGUUAUUGCCGGCUUUUAUUCGGAUCGGGUGGUUCUACGUCACGGACGGAAGAAUCAAAAGAGGCAUAAAGUACGGGAAAAACGCGAGGAAUUUUUUAGACGUCUACGUCCCAUCAGACGAGGAAGACGAAGACGUCGAGGAAGGAGGAGGAGGAGAGACCAAACAAAAGAAACAGUUGAAGCCGGUGGUUAUUUUUGUCACCGGCGGGGUGUGGAUCAUUGGAUAUCGAGUUUGGGGCGCCUUGUUAGCCAAAAGUUUGCUCGAAUUUGGAGUCAUAACGAUAUGCAUAGAUUAUAGAAACUUUCCUCAAGGCGUGUGCGGUGAUAUGGUGGAAGACGUAGCGAACGGGAUCGGAUACGCGGUGAAUGCGGCGAAAAGUUUAGGCGGAGAUCCGAGGAAGAUUAAUUUGAUCGGACAAAGUGCGGGAGCGCACUUGGCGGCGCUUUCGCUCUUGAAACAAGCGAGUCUGAGGGAUGAUUUGAAGGAGACGUGGCACGCGAAAGAUAUCAUCGGGUUUGUAGGCAUUAGCGGCAUUUAUCAUCCGGAAAGCGAAGAGCUGAUUGCGCACUUCGAUAGACAGGGCCUUCACAGGAAGAUAUUUUUUUCCAUAAUGGAGGCGGGUUUCAGUGGUCGACACAUCGAAGCGUUGGGGAGGAACUCACCAUCGGAGAUGGUUAAGUUGAUCGGUGUCGAAUGCGCACACGUCUUGCCGAGGUUUCUUUUGAUCCACGGCGAGAAAGACGUGUCGGCGCCUACCAGAGAGAGCCGAAACUUCGCGCCAACAUUAUCAAACGCAGGCAUUAGCGUCAUGGAAAAGUAUUACAAGAGCAAAGGUCACGUCGAGCCCUUCAUACUCGAUCCAAUCCUUGGAAGGUCGGAGGAUGUUUUGCUGGAAGAUUUGUUGACGUUCAUCUUCCGCCGCGAAGGUUUAAGUAAAACGUUUAAACGACAACCGUUGAUGCGUCCGCGUUUCAUCGUUGAACUUGCGAAAAGGGUGGUCCCUUUUUAA
Molecule: messenger RNA, 1128 nt
Organism: Bathycoccus prasinos
Lineage: Eukaryota; Viridiplantae; Chlorophyta; Mamiellophyceae; Mamiellales; Bathycoccaceae
Exons: 1
Coding region: 1-1128 (375 amino acids)
Source: RefSeq, a predicted model, not a curated record